Messenger RNA from Rattus norvegicus (Norway rat), 2281 nucleotides. It is a transcript of the gene Reep6, whose product is annotated as receptor accessory protein 6. The record is from RefSeq and is a predicted model, not a curated record. Gene Ontology annotation, cellular component: endoplasmic reticulum membrane; clathrin-coated vesicle membrane. NCBI's taxonomy places the organism in Eukaryota, Metazoa, Chordata, Mammalia, Rodentia, Muridae.
UCCUCGCUGCCGCCCCGGCCUCUACCCUGGCCAGAGGGCCAUGCGGCCGGGGAGACGGGGCAAGCCCCACCUCCUUUGUCCGCCCUGCCCUCCCAUUGGCCAGAGCCGGGAGGCGGGGGCGGAGUCAGGGUCGGGGGCGGAAAACAGCGGGCUGGGGGCGGGGCAGGGCGGUGUGCGGGUGGCGAAAGUGGUGCGCUCUCGGCGGGACCGGUGCGCGAGGCUGCGGGCUUGCUUUAGUGGCCUGCCCCGCGCCCGCCGCUGCCAUGGACGGUCUGCGCCAGCGCUUCGAACGUUUUCUGGAACAGAAGAACGUGGCCACCGACGCGCUGGGGGCGCUCGAAGCCAGGACCGGUGUAGAGAAGCGGUAUCUCGCCGCGGGAGCCCUCACCCUUCUAGGCCUGUAUCUUCUGUUCGGCUACGGGGCGUCUCUACUUUGCAAUGUCAUCGGAUUUGUAUACCCCGCAUAUGCUUCAGUCAAAGCUAUCGAGAGCCCAAACAAGGAAGACGACACUGUGUGGCUAACCUACUGGGUGGUGUACGCCCUGUUCGGUCUAGUCGAGUUCUUCAGCGAUCUACUCCUGUUCUGGUUCCCUUUCUACUACGCGGGCAAGUGCGCCUUCCUAUUAUUUUGCAUGACACCCGGGCCCUGGAACGGGGCAUUGCUACUGUAUCAUCGCGUCAUAAGACCUCUGUUUCUAAAGCACCACGUGGCUCUAGACAGCGCCGCGAGCCAGCUAAGCGGAAGAGCAUUGGACAUAGCAGCUGGGAUAACCAGGGACGCCAAGUCAAGUCAGACCACACUCCUGAAGCACAAGUGAGGUCUGCUGGCAGUCUGUGUGUAGAGCCCCCAACCACUGACAAGGAACACAUAGCCGAUGAUGGCCAGAUCUCUGACAGUUCCUCAGACUCCCAGAUAGAGGAGACACAGCCACAACCGCAGCCACAGCUACAGCCGCAACCACAGCCACAGCCGCAACCUCAACCACAACCUCAACCUCAACCUCAACCUCAACCUCAACAACCACAACAACCACAACCGCAACAACCACAACCGCAACAACCACAACCGCAACCACAACCACAACCACAACCACAACCACAACCACAACCACAACCACAACCACAACCACAACCACGCCGACCCUCAAGUCCAAGUAAACCAUUAGGAAGCCCUUCACGGGCCACAAAUGGGCAGUCCCCGUCCCCAGUCAGCCCAGGCUCUGCGUCUGCGUCCCGGGGUCAGCUGGCCACUGGUUCUUUCGUCAUCGGCUCCCAGUUUCCCAGCAAGACCCGGACCCAUCGAAGCCGGGGCAGUUUGACUCCCAGGGCCGCACAGCGCGCCCGGCUGCCCAGUGGAACACUGGGGUCCAUUCAGCUGCCCAUGCGCUCUGUUGCUGCCCCACAGUCAGCAGGCCGGUCCUUGGGACCCAGCCGGACAACAGGCCGCCACACAGGAACAAACCAGCAGACCCCCCAGGUCUCCACGGCAGGCCCAGGCCGAGCGGCAGCCGCGGUGGCGGCAGCGCCAGCCCCAGCCCCAGCAGCCCCAGCAGCCCCAGCAGCCCCAGCAGCCCCAGCAGCGCCAGUGCCAGCGCCAGCAGCCACAUCUGUACCCACUCCCACACAGCGUGUCAGUGUGUCUGUCCAGGGCUCACCUAGGGUCCCGUCUCCCUGCACAUCCCCUGACCUCAACCAGGGGGCCGGCAAGGCUCCGGUUGAGUCAGGGAAUGCAGGUCCCAAGAUCGGCAAGCGUAACCAGAAGACACAGGCGGCUGGCAGCACCUCUGUGCCCGAGCUGUUGGUCCCCUGUCACUCUGACACCUCUCUGGAUUAUUUGUCCGAGUCCACCACGGAGAUCACCUGCAAAUGGCCAGACUACGGUCACCAGCUGCGCUGCCCUAGACACUGCUGGCUCCUGCCACACCUGGCAUACUAACGCCACGCCUGGACACCCGUGGGCCAUGAGACCGCAAGAGACACCUACCCAGGGGAGCCACAAGAAGCACUAGACCUCCGGAGCACCAUACAAGAGCCACGUUGAAUAACUGCCCGUCGUGCAAAUAGUUUAAACAUCUGCCACAAUGCCACAUGAAACACCCACCAGCCAGGCCAUCACACGUCAAACCUGCCCGUGGACUCCCGGGUGAGACACCAACCACGAAGCCCCAUGUGAAACACCCUCAACAAAACAUCCAUCAAGGUGCAUGUGAAACACCAUCCGGGGUCCCCCAUGUAACAUCUAUCCUCCGCGGCACGCAAUAAAAUCACCCGCUCAGGCUCA